AUGGAUCCGGCAUUUUCGCUAGCUGACGAGCUAUCCGGCGUACACACCCUAGACGGGCUUGACGAGCUUGGUGCACACUAUACCACACUGGACGAGUUCGAACACCCGUACGAUGUAGGAUCUCUCGGCGACGAGCUGGGACAGCUCGACCUUGAUCCCGAACUGCAUCUUGGCAGUGGAAGCUUGGCGGACGAACUUGAACCCACGCACAGCGGUAGCUUAGCGGACCAAGUGGUGGAUGAAGACCAUGGGUCGAGCUUGGGUGGGGCCUCGUUGCAAGCUGCGGCGGCACAGACCGAGCAGAUCCAGGAGAGCAUCACAGCCACACAUGCUUUCCUUGCGCGGCUCUCGAGCUUAUCCACCCAGGGACACGAUGAAGAUACAGCUCCACUCGAAGUGGCUGCUGCGGGGUACCUCAAACUCGUCUCGGAAUACACCAUGGCGCGCGAAGCUCAAUUGCGCGAACUGCGCGAUCUGGACCGAAAACUCGCGCGAGAUAUGGCAGCCACCCCAACACACCAUCGCACCGCCUCGCUGGCAUCAGUCGACUCGGACGCUACGAUCAGAGAGGAGGAGGGAUUGGACGGGGGAAUGUUCGCACCUGUAUACGCAUCAACCUCGGCACUGGUGGGAUCGUUAGGGAGUCUGCAUGAACAUACGCAGGUGACCAAGAGCAGUACGGCUGAUGCCCAACGUCGUCUCAAGUCGCUCCGCACCCUACUGGCACAGUGGAACGCCGACCACGAAAGCACCCAACACAGCCUCGAUUGGAUCGCCACCCAUCAUCCCACCCAGCAGGCGGGCGAAACAGCACACUCGCAACUCGACUACUGUCGAAAACGUCUGGACGACGCCCAAUUGACGGCGACACAGCUACUCACUCCCAAACGCAUACCCGCCUAA
Molecule: messenger RNA, 903 nt
Organism: Moesziomyces aphidis
Lineage: Eukaryota; Fungi; Basidiomycota; Ustilaginomycetes; Ustilaginales; Ustilaginaceae
Source: the annotation of a GenBank genome assembly